Messenger RNA from Penicillium nucicola, 2169 nucleotides. Its product is annotated as putative C6 transcription factor. The coding region runs from base 1 to 2169 and encodes 722 amino acids. The transcript is spliced from 4 exons. NCBI's taxonomy places the organism in Eukaryota, Fungi, Ascomycota, Eurotiomycetes, Eurotiales, Aspergillaceae. Gene Ontology annotation, cellular component: nucleus. Gene Ontology annotation, biological process: regulation of DNA-templated transcription; DNA-templated transcription. Gene Ontology annotation, molecular function: DNA-binding transcription factor activity, RNA polymerase II-specific; DNA binding; zinc ion binding. The record is from RefSeq and is a predicted model, not a curated record.
AUGGUGAUGCCACGAGACAGUGCUCGUGGAAGAUUACGGUCCCACGAGGCCUGCCUCAACUGCAGACGAAAGAAAACCCGCUGCCCGGCCGAGAAACCCUCUUGUUCCAGCUGUGUACGCCUGAACCAACCAUGCCUGUAUACAUCGAUCUCGAGAAGCUCAAGGGGUGGUCCAUCAGACGAUCGGCUCGCCUUCCUGGAGGAGAAAGUCAAUCUCAUUCUCAGCGGCUCUAGACCAACACAAGACAUUCAGUUGGAAAAAGGGCGCGAGGGUGCACAUGGAGUGAAUGGAAAUUCAGAGACAUCGUAUCCAACGCGCGCGCCUUCGAAUGAACCUCUUAACCCUGUCUCCGACCCUUUCUUCCUCGGUUUUGGCUACGAUGACUCCGCUUCCCAGCCAACAUCGCCGGCAAUCGCUAAAGCCAUUGACCUCUACUUUGAAUAUUGCCAUCGUCAGCCAAUUUGGUGUUUCAAUCGGGAAGAGGUCUCCGAUCCAAGCUGUCUUUCGGAGGAACUUGUCUGUUGCCUGCUGGCGCUAACCUCAAGAUUCUCGAGAGACAGAGAUCAGUUAGAGCACUAUGGCGACAGUGCAAGAAGCUUGGUCAUGCUUCGUAUGGCGAAUGGUACGGUCGAGCUCGAGACAAUUGAGAGUCUUUGUUUGCUCGCCUAUUCUUCAUUUUUAGGUAUGGAAAAGACCCAGCUGUUUCAUUAUGUCGCAAGAAUUGAUUUUGGUAUAGAUGGGAAUAUUCAUCUCGGUCGCUUCCAUCUUGGUCUUGCGUUACAUCUCUGCCGGUCAGCAACGCUAGAUCUCGAAUCGACUUAUGUUGGGGAAGGUCCUAUCACAGAGCGCAAGAAGCGCUUGUUUUGGAGUCUCCAGUGUCUCGAGCAAUCGUACGGACAACAGAAUGGUUUCCUUUGUGUUCCAUCCGAAAUCCUGCGCGCAUUUUAUGUUUCAUCAAGUAGCGACCGAAUGAUGCAAAGCGAGAGCGAAGCAAAGCCUCCACCACUACCGACCGACGAUCUCGGAUGCCUAACCUCCUCUGAUAUAGGAAUCUGGAGUCUAGCAGCUCACUUCGGCUGGGUCUGGAGUAGAGUCCGAACAUAUGUUUCAGACUGUGCUCGGAACAGACUAAAAGAGCCAUGGAGACAUGACUCGAUGUAUUCCAUGGUGCUCUCGGAUCUGACAGAAAUUGAGAACAAACUCUCCCAAUGUCACCGAUACGACUCUGUCAAAUUUUACGAGCGCACGGGAGAAGAGCUGGCAAUGAACCGAGACUACUGGACUCCGUGGCUCAAGUUGCAAUUUACUUAUCAUUGUAUUCUGACCGUGCUCAACCACCCAUUCCUCUACAUCGUCGCAUCGCAAUACAAUGACAACCUCGCAAUCCCUAAUGCCUUUUGGAGGCGUUCUUCAGAGCUGGUUCUCUUACACGCCACUUGGCUCGUCCGUAUGAUAGAUAUGGUUUCGGAGAAGAAAGUGCGUCUCAUUGAUCCAUUCUUUGGGCACGCCGCUGCGAUUGCGGCCACAGUACAUCUAUAUUAUUGCUGCGCUGCGGAUCCUCGAUUGAAAUACAAGUCCAAGGUGGAUUUUACUAAAUGCAGAAAGUUCCUCAAGACUUUUGUGGGCUUCUCGUCGGCCUGUGCAAACCUGGACCAAACUUUGGACAAGAUGACCCGAAUUGCUACUGGAUCGGAAGAUGUCGAUUAUGACUGGGAACCUGAGAAAAUUCAUCUCAGCAUCCCUCUGAUGUGGGAUGUUCUUCAGGUUAAUUGCAAACCCAAGCCACAUGAAGUGUCUACUGGUGGCUUACUACAUCCAUCAUUGACUCCCACCAUUUCAACAGAAGAGGCAGAUGAUAGCCCCACAUCCACCCUAGAGGUCAUCGUCGCCAUGUCUCCGAAUAUCACUGUGAACACCGCGGAUGGUGGCCAGGCCGCCCACAUGCCUCCGAAUCUGCCACGCGUUUCUACUGCAAAAUACUCGCCCGACUUAGGCAUAGGAGAAAAGCUACUUGCCCCAGCUGAUAGUCUAAUGACUAACACUCCCUGGCUUUGGGCUGAAGCCUCGCAGUUUGUUGACCUGGAAAACAGUGUUGGAUACGCCGAUUCAGAAUCAGCCCUCGGCAACAUUGAUGGAUUUUCCACCUGGUGGGACUUUGGAAAUUUAUAG